Ictalurus punctatus (channel catfish) is the source of this 2953-nucleotide messenger RNA. Its product is annotated as polymeric immunoglobulin receptor. The transcript is spliced from 11 exons. Lineage: Eukaryota; Metazoa; Chordata; Actinopteri; Siluriformes; Ictaluridae. Bases 1334 to 2419 code for a protein of 361 amino acids. The record is from RefSeq and is a predicted model, not a curated record.
UACAAACCUACUAACAACAUCGUCUCUUGACCAUAGAUUUUGAUGGUGCAGGAUGACCUUAAUACGGACAUGGCCUCAAACUAAAUUAAGUUGUGGCGAAGCAGGCGAGGCCAACGCGAGACAGUGGGUGGUUGCCACGACGGAGUGCAUUAAAAUUGUGUAAUGCACACCUAUCUGUUCCAUGGUCACUUGCCAGCAUUGACAAGUGAAAUCUGUCAUUGAUGUUUGCAGUGCAAAAAUAACGAUUAAUUUUCAUUAGUAAUUUUAUAUACGGGUCGUUAGAUGUAGAAUUCUGCCUGCUCUAAAUCAAACACAAAGAUAAAGUAAUGCGAUAAGAUUAGAAUUAUUUGAAUGAAUUAUAAUGAAUAGUUAUAAGAGAGAGAGAGAGAGAGAGAGAGAGAGAGAGAGAGAGAGAGAGAGAGAUUGUACGUGUCUGAUUUACCUACUUCUGUGCUGCGUCUCUACAAAUAACGUGGCUGUGAGUUUAACUACUGUAUGCACCUGUAACUGUAUGUUACUAUGGUUACAAUUGUUUAUAGGCAGCACAUUCAUUGAGAAUGGUGAUUAACCUGACUGGAAGUAUGUGUGCAUUCAACGGUUUGAACACACACCUUCCAGCCAAUCAGAAUCAAGUAUUCAGACAGACCAUGGUAUAACUGUCAAAUAGUUCCCUGGUCACUCAAAUUUCUCGAUUUCUCCAACGGAAAUGGUGUUCUGACGAAUUGAUGCAACUAAAAGAGGAGUUGCAAAACAUGAUAUUUAACAUUACUGUGUAAUGUUUGUUGAGAAACAGGAAGUCUCAGACAGUCUUUCAACAGCUCUGAAAGCUUGAGUUUUUAUCUACAGAUCUCUUAAGAUGGUAGCUUAGUUUUAACUUCUAUAUAUAAAUAUUGAUGCAGUAAAAUUUGUUUCUUAUUAAACUAAACAUUAUUGUGGUAUCACAAAAUUCUAAGGCCCUGUUUCAAUCAUGAUGAAGAAGAUAGGAAUGACACAUCACAGCUCCAGGGUCCUCAGUUCGAUUCUGAGCCUAUGUGGAGCUGCUAAUGUUCUCAUUGUGUCUAUGUGGGUUUCCUCUGUGUUCCAUGGGUUCCUCCCACCUCUAAGAAACUGACAAAAGCUUUUCAUUUAUAAGAUAUCUUUCCUAUUACACUUUAUCCAAUUGGUAAGGAAGUUAAAACACACACACACACACAUGCGCUUACGCACAUACACUCUACUGUGGUUUUAUAUUGGGAAACAUAGAAAAAACAGGAAAGGUAUGAGUUUCUACAGAUACAGAACCGACUACACAGAGGAGUAGGACGUGAAAAACAUUUUAUUCAACAAAUUUGCAAUGUGCUGCCUUUUUAUUUUCAUUCUUUUCAUUUCAAAUGUUGGCAGUCAGGCAUCGAGGAAGUUAAGUCUUCACACUGGAGCAUCUGUCACCAUCCCAUGUUAUUACGAUAGGAAUUAUAUUCAACAUAAGAAAUACUGGUGCUAUAAUAAUCGGGUAUCAUUCGUAUCCUGCACAAUUCAGGCUUAUUCCAAUCAGACACAGGGGAAAGUGACAGUGAUUGAUAACCCGGCUGAGAGUCUCUUUACUGUGACUAUGAAUAAUCUCCAGACAGAAAACACUGGAUGGUACUGGUGUGCUGUAGAGAUAAAUGGAUUGAGAGAUGUUCAUGAAAAUCUCUACAUCACGGUGAAAUCAGAUCCUGAUCUGUCUGUGAUGGAGAGCAGAGUGAGUGGUGAGGAAGGAGGCAGUGUCACAGUCCAGUGUUUCUACAGCGCUGAGUAUCAGAAUAAACAGAAGCAGUGGUGCAGAUUCAUAGACAGCCGCUGCAACAAUACGGGGAGGACUGCCACAUCCCAGAAUUCAGCAGUCCACCUCAGUGAUGAUGGGAGAGGAUCCUUCAGUGUGCAGAUGAGUGGACUGAAGAAGAGUGAUGCUGGCUGGUACUGGUGCGGAGCAGGAGAUCUGCAGGUUCCUGUUCACAUUGCAGUUAAUACUUCAACAGUUCCCCCAAAUGGGACCAAAAAUACAGAUGAACAGACAGACAAUUCAAUGCAUGAACUGAUGACUGUUUGGCUUCUGCUGGCUGUAGGACUGGGGCUGCUGCUCAUUCUGGUCAGCAUUGUAGCUUACAUGUUGAGGAAGACGUGCAAGAAGGAAAAUAAAACAAGGAUUAGAAUGGAGAGCAAUGACGCCACUGCUCACACGCCACCAUCAGCACUGGAUCAUGAAGGAGAUGUGAUCUACACCUCUGUGUUCAACGUAACCACAAAUCAAGCUCAUUCUCUGAUAGUCAAAGAUGACGAGGUGACCUACAGCAAUAUGAAUUCUCAGACAUUCAAAAACGAUGAGGUGACCUAUGGCAAUGUGCAUCCUCCCGGAGUCAGAGACGAUGAGUUGACCUACAGCACUGUGGUUCAUGAGUAAGAGUUUAUCCUGGUCAGGGUCAAGGUAGAUCCAGAGCCAUUCAUGGGAAUCCUGGAUGGAACAACAGUCCAUACAUUCACACACUGAUUCACAUCAAGGGGCACUUUAUAGAGAAGUUAAUCUACUGACAAGCAUGUUUUGUUGGGGAGGAAAACCCAGAGGAAACCCACACAGAAAUCAGAAGAACUUGGUGAACUCCACCCAGCUAUUAACCAGUACUCAAGUCAAACUCCGGACCCUGGAGGCUUAGUGCCACCGUGACGCCCAUGGACUACAUUCUUUACUUUGUACUUAAUAGAACAAUAUAUCUAACCAGACACAUUUAAAAUGAUGAUGUUUAUUAAUGAUUUCCUGCUGGUAGAUCAAUCGAGUAAUCUUUUAAGGCCAAGUCAUACUGGACAAAGUUUAUUUAUUAAUUUUUUUUGGACCCACUGUUCAAGCAGUGCUGAUAUGUAAAACUGAGGAAGUGAGCUUGUGACAUUAAAAUUUAAUUUGCUAUUGUCAAAUUGGGCUUAGUAAAGCAAAGUGCCAUCA